Lates calcarifer (barramundi perch) is the source of this 3374-nucleotide messenger RNA. RefSeq names its product ankyrin repeat domain-containing protein 13C. NCBI's taxonomy places the organism in Eukaryota, Metazoa, Chordata, Actinopteri, Centropomidae. The coding region runs from base 449 to 2020 and encodes 523 amino acids. The transcript is spliced from 13 exons. Gene Ontology annotation, molecular function: protein binding. Gene Ontology annotation, cellular component: cytoplasm. The record is from RefSeq and is a predicted model, not a curated record.
UCCGCUGGUUCAUUGUACCGUCUGAUUUUUGCCGCAAAGCAAAUUGAAUCGAUACCGUUUUAAAAACGUGUUACUGAGAAGCGGGAAAGGAGACAACGAUGUAGUCGUUUGCUGUUCGUUCUUACUCUUAGCUGUGUUGAUUUAGUGCGUGUAUGUUUUGUUAUGUUUAGCAUUAUUUUCUGUUUUCAUCGCCGCACCCACCGUAUUCAUUUUUUAUUGUGGGUUAGCUAGCUAAUGUCUGCUGAGAGCUAAUGUUGGCUGUGGAGCCGGGCAGCAGGUGUAACGUUAUUUGAAAAACACAGAGCAACCAACCACUAGAAAGCUUAAAUUGCCACGACGCUGGAUUGAAAUUAUAUGUGCAGAUAUUGCUAAUGCUGACUAGCUCCCAGAUUUAUUUUCCAGCCUGUAGUCCAGUUCAUAGUUAACUUGUCAGCGUACGGCAGUCAUCAUGACAGGUGAGAAGAUACGCACCAUGCGAAAGGACCACAACAAAACGAACAAAAAUGACGAGAUCAUGGACACGUACGAUGACACCUCAAACGGCACUAUCCCUAACGGCACUGGUAACCAUUUCAAAUCCAACAAGGUAUUUCAGAAAACAGCUAAAACCUCCGUGCUGCAGCAGCAACAGCAGCUCAACGCAAACAACAUUAACGGCAAUCCAUCGUCAAUUGGCACCAUUGUCAAUGAUAACAACAAGAACCCGAUAAUCCUGACAAGUGAGGACUUGGAGUUCCCUGUUCAUGAGUGCGUGUUCAAGGGAGAUGUGCGUCGGCUCUCCUCUCUCAUCAGGACCCACAGCAUCUCUCAGAAAGAUGUGCAUGGGAACACACCUCUUCACCUGGCUGUGAUGCUGGGCCACAAAGAAUGUGCCCUCCUCCUGCUGGCCCAUAAUGCCCCUGUAAAGAUAAAGAACGCACAGGGAUGGAGUCCUCUAGCAGAAGCCAUCAGCUACGGCGACAGGCAAAUGAUCACAGCAAUACUGCGGAAAUUAAAGCAGCAGUCCAGGGAGAGCGUGGAGGAUAAGAGGCCAAAAUUACUGAAAGCUCUCAGGGAGCUUGGUGACUUUUAUCUGGAGCUGCACUGGGAUUUUCAGAGCUGGGUGCCUCUGUUGUCCCGGAUGCUGCCGUCUGAUGCUUGUAAAAUCUACAAGCAGGGCAUCAAUAUUAGACUUGACACAACUCUCAUAGACUUCACUGACAUGAAAUGUCAGCGCGGAGAUCUUAGUUUUAUCUUCAAUGGCGAUGCUACGCCCUCCCAAUCCUUUGUGGUUCUGGACAAUGAGGCGAAAGUGUACCAAAGAAUACACCAUGAGGAGUCAGAGAUGGAGACUGAAGAAGAGGUGGAUAUUCUGAUGAGCAGUGAUGUCUACUCUGCAACUCUGUCUACCAAGUCCAUCACUUUCUCACGCAGUCAGAUUGGCUGGCUCUUCAGAGAGGAUAAAACAGAGAGAGUUGGGAACUUCCUGGCUGACUUCUAUGCAGUUAAUGGUCUGGUACUGGAGUCAAGAAAACGGCGAGAGCACCUCAGUGAGGAGGACAUCCUGAGGAACAAAGCCAUCAUGGAGAGCUUGAGUAAAGGAGGCAGCAUCAGUGAACAGAACUUUGAGCCUGUGAGGAGGCAGUCCCUCACGGCUCCAGCCCCCAACACUAUUUCUUGGGAAGAGUACAUCACUGCAGAGCACGGAAAGCCACCUCAUCUUGGGAGAGAGCUUGUGUGCAAGGAAAGCAAGAAGAACUUCAAAGCUACUGUAGCCAUGAGCCAGGAUUUCCCUCUAGGCAUUGAGUCGUUACUAAACGUGUUGGAGGUCAUAGCCCCAUUCAAGCACUUCAACAAACUCAGAGAGUUUGUUCAGAUGAAACUUCCGCCUGGGUUUCCAGUCAAACUCGACAUCCCCGUUUUCCCAACGAUUACAGCAACUGUCACCUUUCAGGAAUUUCGCUACGACGAAUUUGAGGAGUCGAUUUUCUUCAUCCCCGCCGAAUACAAAGAAGAUCCCAGUCGCUUCCCAGACCUCUGACCAGUCAACACAACUGAUACAAACAGGAAAUGACCAGCGACUAAAUGUGUUUGGGAAGUGGGGACACAAUUAAUUCUCUGUUUAAAAAAAAAACAAAAAAAACAAGGGUGGAACUGGUCUUAUCGAUCAGUUGUAAUUCAUUUUGCAGAUGGAUCCAAAGCAAAUCAAUGCAAGCAGAUGUUAACAGAGUGCCAUCUCACAUAUAGAUGCGUAUCGGCAGUCGUUUUUGUGAAAUGAGUGAUAGCUUUCAUUGUACUCGCUGUUCACCAACUGAGCAGGUACAUCCACUGCUCAGUGCUGCUGUUCUCUCCUGUGAAAGCUGUCUGAAAACUCAACCCGGACUCUUCAUCGUCACUAUUUUAAUAUCUGCUACAUCUCCUCAUCUCCAGGGACUGAUGACUGAAUUCUCAUUCUUGAAACUGCACUGACACUGUCUCAUCUGUAAAUAAUUCACGCCUCAUCUGAAAUUCAUAAGAUAACAACUCACAAAUAUAGCUAUAUCCUAAAACUGAGCUUAAUAUUCAUUUAUAGAUUAUGUAAAAUAUAUAUAUAUAUAUAUAUAUAUAUAUAUACAUAUAUAUACACUCAAAGGAGUAACACUGUGUAGCAAUACAUUUCCAGUACUUAAGAAUGUUUUUAACCAGAACCAGCUGGGAGAAGGUUUAGCAUAAAAACACAUUCUUAACAGUUCAAUAUCCAAGCCUUUUCCCCUGUGCAGGAUGCAAUCUCCUGUAUUUUCAGGUUAGCUCAUGUUACCUCUCUGCUGUCUCCAUGUUUGUCGUGAUAGUAUGAAUUCUGUGCUCAGUGUGAGUGAAUACUUGUACUGUAUCAAGGGUUGUUGUAUGUGCGUUUGUGUGUGGGAGAACCCCAGAUGGGAUAUCAGGUAAACUGUUCUUAGUUUAUUACUGCACUGAUAUUAAGUAUAUUUAAGGCAUGCUAUGGCUGUGUUGGCCGACUGGAUCACAUGCAUCUUUAAGCUAUAUUCUCUGAACGUUUGUUAUAUUACCUGCAGACUUACUGGUAUUUAGAUUAAGGGAAAAAAAUGAAAAUUGUAACACUAACACUUUGAAACACCUUCUUAGUGCUUAUAAAAUCUCUCCUUAAUGGUAGUCUGCAUAUAAUUUUCACAUUUUUUCAGUUUUUUUUGUUUUUGGUUUUUUUUUUGUGUUGUUGUUUUUUUUUUUUAAUCCAAGGAGAGUAAACAAAGCUGUGAAGUUGAUAUUGCUGGAUAUCCCAAAACUGCCCAGAUGGGAAAUAAUCUGAUCCAUUGAGUUGUCUCUGGCUUCAGCUAAUACGUAUUGCAACCAUACCUACUUCACAUCCCUUUAAAUAAAGCACCAGCAUCAUGUUUCAA